Messenger RNA from Protopolystoma xenopodis, 759 nucleotides. The record is from the annotation of a GenBank genome assembly. NCBI's taxonomy places the organism in Eukaryota, Metazoa, Platyhelminthes, Monogenea, Polystomatidea, Polystomatidae.
AUGAAGGCAUCUUGUCCAGAGUCAUCUUCUGACGAGGUGCCUGCAUCUCGAUCGACGUGCGUUUUUCUGCCGUCUCGAGAUCACUUUCCACCUGGCUUAGAUACCGCGUGCACUCACAGCACAAAAUUCGCUAAAAUGCAUGGAUUUAGCGCGACCAACGCAUCCACACUCGACUGCACACCCAAUUUAAGCCACGACUGCCCUCCGCUGCCGUGUAACCCCUGGCAACGCACUUUUGCCUGUGUCGCGUGCCGGCGAAGACACGACCAUGUUCUACCAUUAUCCCAUUUCUACCAUUUUCUCAACUCAACUAGCACCACUUUGCUCCUUCGCAGCUCAACCUCGACCGACCCUCGGAGAGUGAGAAUCUCAGCCAAUCCGCUGGCGCCAAUUCGACUCAUCAAGCCAUACCAUCGAGGAAUGGAUUCUCAGUGUCCAUAUAUCACGUCUGAAUUAGACCCUCUGGUAGCCGAUCCCACGCUUUCAGUGCUUAACUCACCUUACGCUACCCAAAGUGGCCAACGUUGCUUUUCGCGAAACAGUCCGAAGUACAUCGUGAUUCACCAAGUCGAAGAGUCGCUCGGCAACUCGGCAACAGACCCUCCCUCUGACUUGGUUACAGUCCAUCCAUCGCCUCGAGGGCCUUCAGAAUGCACAUUCCGUGUCUAUGACCGGCUCUACGGACCUUUUUGCACUGCUCCAUGCGCUGUUCCAACGACGUCGCUCCUUAUGCUUGCUCCAAACCACAACUUUCCGUAG